AUGUCCGGGGUCACGCCGACCGACAAGUGCAAGGAGGAGUUCGCGAAGCUCAAGCACAAGCGCGCGUACAAGUUCAUCACGUUCAAGAUCGACCAAGACGCGGGCACCGUGGACGUGUUGGACCUGCACGCGAAAACGUUCCAGAUGGUCCUCGACAAGCUCCCCGCGGACGAACCGCGGUACCUCGUCAUGGACUGGGACGUCGAGAACGACGACGGGUGCCAGAUGUCGAAGAUUUUUUUCGUCAGCUGGGUGCCGGACACGUGCAAGGCGAAGACGAAGAUGUUGUACGCGUCCAGCAAGCAGGCGCUGAGGAACGCGCUGGAGGGCGUGCACCUCGAUCAUCAGGCGACGGAUUACGACGAGAUCACGCCCGCGGAGUUCAACGAUCGCUCGCUCGGGAAGUGA
Molecule: messenger RNA, 408 nt
Organism: Micromonas pusilla CCMP1545
Lineage: Eukaryota; Viridiplantae; Chlorophyta; Mamiellophyceae; Mamiellales; Mamiellaceae
Exons: 2
Coding region: 1-408 (135 amino acids)
Biological process (GO): actin filament depolymerization
Cellular component (GO): cytoplasm; actin cytoskeleton
Molecular function (GO): actin filament binding
Source: RefSeq, a predicted model, not a curated record